CUGCAACCCCAUCCUCCCACCCACCCCCCUCCACCAUUGAAGAAGAAGUGAGGAGGAAGCAGAAGGACGCGCAGUGCCUUUGCAGCAUCCCAGUCACAUUCAGAGAGAGAGAGAGAGAGAGAGGCUGUAACCGCUCAGCUGCUGGUAGAGACAGACGCUUCCUCCAGUACUGACUGCAGGGCACUGACAGCAGGCGCAGCCCACCCCUAAUUCCCACUAGGAUCUUCUCUUCCCUUUUGGAGACCCUCUCCACCCCCACAUCCAGCAGCCAUGGCAGAUGACGCGGACAUGCGCAAUGAGUUGUCAGAUAUGCAGCAACGCGCCGACCAGCUGGCUGAUGAGUCACUGGAGAGCACUCGCCGUAUGCUCCAACUGGUGGAGGAGAGCAAAGAUGCUGGAAUCAGGACUUUGGUUAUGCUGGACGAGCAGGGGGAGCAACUCGAUCGUGUUGAGGAGGGCAUGAACCAUAUCAACCAAGACAUGAAGGAAGCCGAGAAAAAUUUAAAAGAUUUAGGGAAAUGCUGUGGGCUUUUCAUAUGUCCAUGUAACAAAAUGAAGAGUGGAGCCAGCAAGGCUUGGGGGAACAACCAGGAUGGGGUUGUGGCCAGCCAGCCUGCCCGUGUGGUCGACGAACGUGAACAGAUGGCCAUCAGUGGAGGCUUUAUCCGCAGGGUAACAGACGAUGCCCGGGAAAAUGAGAUGGACGAGAACCUGGAGCAGGUGGGAGGCAUUAUCGGCAACCUGAGGCACAUGGCCUUGGACAUGGGCAACGAGAUCGACACACAGAAUCGCCAGAUUGACAGGAUCAUGGAGAAGGCUGAUUCCAACAAGACUAGAAUCGACGAGGCUAACCAGCGCGCCACAAAGAUGCUGGGCAGUGGCUAGACGCCCCGAACCCAGAGCAUGAUCUUCCUGGCGUCCUGCGCCACACAUCAACCGGCGCUGACAUGCUUUCAUCAUGGUAUUGACCUUCUAGGUUUGCACACAUGCACAUAUCACCUCCCCUUCCUCAAUUUAAAUGUCGUUCUGUGUCGUCUGUCGAGCUUUUUCAAGAUGAUUGUCCUCGUAAAAAGAUGAUUUCUUAUACUCCGUAUAUCAUUCUUUCCAAAGGUUGUAUAUAGUGCUGACUUGAUGGCUCUCUAGCUGACUUGUGAAGUUUUUAUUCUCUUUAUCUCUCUAUCUUGCUCUACACACACAAACAUAUAUAUAUAUAUAUAUAU
Molecule: messenger RNA, 1220 nt
Organism: Cyprinodon variegatus (sheepshead minnow)
Lineage: Eukaryota; Metazoa; Chordata; Actinopteri; Cyprinodontiformes; Cyprinodontidae
Gene: snap25a
Product: synaptosome associated protein 25kDa
Exons: 8
Coding region: 271-885 (204 amino acids)
Biological process (GO): synaptic vesicle fusion to presynaptic active zone membrane; exocytosis; synaptic vesicle priming
Cellular component (GO): plasma membrane; synaptobrevin 2-SNAP-25-syntaxin-1a-complexin I complex
Molecular function (GO): syntaxin-1 binding; SNAP receptor activity; voltage-gated potassium channel activity
Source: RefSeq, a predicted model, not a curated record